This is a messenger RNA of Choloepus didactylus (southern two-toed sloth), 5192 nucleotides long. It is a transcript of the gene MED23, whose product is annotated as mediator complex subunit 23. The coding region runs from base 230 to 4363 and encodes 1377 amino acids. The transcript is spliced from 30 exons. Gene Ontology annotation, cellular component: transcription regulator complex; mediator complex. Gene Ontology annotation, biological process: positive regulation of gene expression; regulation of transcription by RNA polymerase II. The record is from RefSeq and is a predicted model, not a curated record. NCBI's taxonomy places the organism in Eukaryota, Metazoa, Chordata, Mammalia, Pilosa, Megalonychidae.
CUGGCUUCGAGUUUCUGGGAGUUCCUCCAUCGCCGCGCGCCUGGUCCUUCCCAGCUUCCGUGCUGGUCUGGAUUGUUUACCCGGCCGGGAGGAGACGCGCCGGGCCGAUCACCUGCGGAGGAAAGCUAGCCUCGCAAGCUGAGGUUUACUCCCGGCGUCCCCGCCCCUCCGUUCCGCGAGCUUUGGCCCGACUCAGGCCGCGCCGCCCGCCCGGGGAAGGCGGGGGGCGAUGGUACAGAUGGAGACGCAGCUGCAGAGCAUUUUUGAGGAGGUGGUGAAAACAGAAGUUAUAGAAGAGGCUUUCCCUGGUAUGUUUAUGGAUACGCCUGAAGAUGAAAAAACAAAACUUAUCAGCUGUUUGGGAGCCUUUAGACAGUUUUGGGGUGGUCUUUCUCAGGAGUCUCAUGAACAGUGCAUUCAGUGGAUUGUUAAAUUCAUUCAUGGCCAGCAUAGUCCUAAGAGAAUUUCUUUUCUUUAUGACUGCUUAGCAAUGGCAGUUGAAACUGGCCUUCUUCCACCCAGGAUGGUUUGUGAAUCCCUGAUAAACUCUGACACUCUUGAAUGGGAAAGAACACAGCUUUGGGCAUUAACAUUUCAACUGGUUCGGAAAAUAAUUGGGGGAGUGGAUUACAAGGGUGUUCGGGAUCUCUUAAAAGUGAUUUUGGAAAAAAUCUUAACAAUUCCUAAUACAGUCAGCUCAGCUGUUGUACAGCAGCUUCUGGUAGCAAGAGAGGUUAUAGCAUAUAUCUUGGAAAGAAAUGCCUGUUUAUUACCAGCUUAUUUUGCAGUCACAGAAAUCAGGAAGCUAUAUCCUGAGGGAAAACUACCACACUGGUUACUUGGAAAUCUGGUAUCAGACUUUGUGGAUACCUUCAGGCCCACAGCAAGGAUAAACUCCAUUUGCGGCCGCUGCAGUCUUCUGCCAGUUGUAAAUAACUCUGGUGCUAUUUGUAAUUCUUGGAAAUUGGAUCCUGCGACUCUUCGUUUUCCCUUGAAAGGCCUUUUACCAUAUGAUAAGGAUCUGUUUGAACCACAGACUGCUUUGUUGAGAUAUGUUUUGGAGCAGCCUUAUUCCAGGGAUAUGGUCUGCAAUAUGCUAGGUUUAAAUAAGCAGACCUUGAACAUUGCUCAGCACAAGCAGCGCUGCCCUGUGCUGGAGGACCAGUUGGUGGAUCUGGUGGUUUAUGCCAUGGAGCGAUCUGAGACUGAGGAGAAGUUUGAUGAUGGGGGAACGAGCCAACUCCUGUGGCAGCAUCUCUCCAGUCAGCUCAUUUUCUUUGUGCUUUUCCAGUUUGCAAGUUUUCCACAUAUGGUCCUUUCUCUUCAUCAGAAGUUAGCAGGGAGAGGACUUAUUAAAGGCAGAGAUCAUCUGAUGUGGGUUCUUCUGCAAUUCAUUUCUGGAAGUAUUCAGAAAAAUGCACUAGCUGAUUUUCUCCCUGUUAUGAAGCUCUUUGACCUUCUGUACCCUGAAAAAGAAUGUAUCCCAGUUCCUGAUAUUAACAAGCCCCAGUCAACUCAUGCCUUUGCAAUGACUUGUAUUUGGAUUCAUCUCAAUAGAAAAGCCCAAAAUGACAACUCCAAGCUACAGAUUCCCAUACCUCAUUCCCUAAAGCUUCACCAUGAGUUCUUACAGCAAAGUCUGAGAAAUAAAAGUUUACAGAUGAAUGACUAUAAGAUUGCCCUCUUGUGUAAUGCAUACUCCACAAAUUCAGAAUGCUUUACAUUGCCUAUGGGAGCUCUGGUAGAAACUAUUUAUGGGAAUGGGAUCAUGCGGAUACCUCUCCCUGGAACGAGCUGUUUGGCGUCAGGAUCUAUCACUCCAUUACCAAUGAACCUUCUGGAUUCACUCACAGUUCAUGCCAAGAUGAGCCUUAUUCACAGCAUUGCAACCAGGGUGAUAAAACUUGCUCAUGCAAAGUCCAGUGUGGCCUUGGCUCCAGCUCUAGUGGAAACGUACAGUCGCUUAUUGGUCUAUAUGGAAAUAGAAUCUUUGGGCAUCAAGGGAUUUAUCAGCCAGCUUCUACCAACCGUUUUCAAGUCUCACGCCUGGGGAAUCUUACACACACUUCUCGAGAUGUUCAGCUACCGCAUGCACCAUAUUCAGCCUCACUACAGAGUUCAGCUCCUGAGUCAUCUUCAUACUUUGGCUGCAGUUGCACAAACAAACCAGAACCAGCUCCAUCUUUGUGUUGAGAGCACUGCCCUCAGGCUUAUAACAGCAUUGGGGAGCUCGGAGGUCCAGCCACAGUUUACCCGCUUCCUUAGCGAUCCCAAGACAGUGCUGUCGGCGGAAUCUGAAGAACUGAACCGGGCCUUGAUACUGACCUUAGCUAGAGCAACUCAUGUAACAGACUUUUUUACAGGCUCGGAUUCAAUCCAGGGAACCUGGUGUAAAGACAUACUUCAGACCAUCAUGAGUUUUACUCCUCAUAAUUGGGCUUCACACACCCUUAGCUGUUUUCCAGGCCCACUACAGGCCUUCUUCAAACAAAAUAAUGUACCUCAGGAAAGCCGUUUUAAUCUGAAAAAGAAUGUGGAGGAGGAGUACAGGAAAUGGAAGUCAAUGAGCAAUGAAAAUGACAUCAUUACCCACUUUUCUAUGCAAGGCUCUCCUCCUCUCUUCCUUUGUCUUCUCUGGAAAAUGCUCUUGGAAACAGAUCAUAUUAAUCAGAUUGGCUACAGAGUACUGGAGAGAAUUGGAGCUAGGGCCUUGGUAGCCCAUGUGAGGACAUUUGCAGAUUUCCUGGUAUAUGAGUUCUCCACAUCAGCUGGAGGUCAGCAACUCAACAAAUGCAUUGAGAUUCUUAAUGACAUGGUAUGGAAGUACAACAUUGUUACAUUGGACAGAUUAAUUCUCUGCCUGGCCAUGCGUAGUCAUGAAGGAAAUGAAGCUCAAGUUUGUUAUUUCAUAAUUCAGUUGCUGUUACUCAAGCCAAAUGAUUUUAGAAAUCGAGUAAGUGACUUUGUGAAGGAAAAUUCCCCAGAGCAUUGGCUACAGAAUGACUGGCAUACGAAGCACAUGAAUUAUCACAAGAAAUAUCCAGAGAAGCUGUAUUUUGAGGGCCUGGCGGAACAGGUUGAUCCUCCUGUACAGAUCCAGUCCCCCUACCUGCCCAUCUAUUUUGGAAAUGUGUGUCUCCGAUUCCUUCCAGUAUUUGAUAUAGUAAUACACAGAUUUUUAGAGUUGCUUCCAGUAUCCAAAUCACUGGAGACCCUACUGGAUCACCUUGGAGGCUUAUAUAAAUUUCAUGAUCGUCCAGUGACUUAUUUGUAUAAUACUCUACACUAUUAUGAAAUGCAUUUGAGAGAGCGUCCGCAUCUCAAACGUAAACUUGUCCAUGCGAUCAUUGGUUCUCUCAAGGAUAAUCGACCACAGGGCUGGUGUCUGAGUGACACUUACCUGAAGUGCGCCAUGAAUGCACGAGAAGACAACCCUUGGAUCCCUGAUGACUCCUACUAUUGCAGGCUGAUUGGCAGACUAGUAGAUACGAUGGCUGGCAAAUCUCCUGGCCCAUUCCCAAACUGUGACUGGAGGUUCAACGAGUUUCCCAACCCAGCUGCUCAUGCCCUGCAUGUCACUUGUGUGGAGCUCAUGGCCUUGGAUGUUUCAGGCAAAGAUGUUGGGAAUGCCCUUCUGAAUGUUGUCCUAAAGAGUCAGCCUUUAGUGCCACGAGAGAACAUCACUGCAUGGAUGAAUGCAAUUGGAUUGAUCAUCACUGCCCUACCAGAACCAUAUUGGAUUGUCCUUCAUGAUCGAAUUGUGAGUGUGAUCAGCAGUCCCAGCUUGACAUCUGAGACAGAGUGGGUUGGCUAUCCAUUCCACCUUUUUGAUUUCACGGCUUGUCAUCAGUCCUACUCAGAGAUGAGCUGUAGCUAUACGUUAGCUCUAGCACAUGCUGUGUGGCACCAUUCGAACAUUGGGCAACUUUCUCUAAUUCCAAAGUUUCUCACCGAAGUACUUCUUCCUAUAGUGAAGACUGAAUUUCAGUUGCUUUAUGUGUACCAUCUUGUAGGACCAUUUUUACAAAGAUUUCAGCAAGAGAGAACUCGGUGUAUGAUAGAGAUUGGUGUGGCAUUUUAUGACAUGCUGCUGAACGUGGACCAGUGUAGCACCCAUUUGAAUUACAUGGAUCCCAUCUGUGACUUCCUCUAUCAUAUGAAGUAUAUGUUUACUGGUGACAGUGUAAAAGAGCAAGUGGAGAAGAUUAUCUGUAAUUUAAAACCAGCUUUAAAGCUUCGUCUUCGGUUCAUCACACACAUCAGCAAGAUGGAGCCAGCUGCAGUGCCCCCACAGGCCAUGAACAGUGGGUCCCCAGCACCCCCAUCUAACCAGGUGCCUGUGUCUCUGCCAGUGACUCAGUGAAGCCAGGGCGUGCUGCGGCGAAAACAGAGCUCCAUCCAUCUCUGAAAGUGGACUCAGAAUCUGUUAAAUCUGAACAUGAUCUUGCUACGUAGUGAUGUAGUAGAAGAGGCAGUGGUGUUCAGAUUGUUUCAUUUUGAUUCGAAUGGUGAAUCUGUUGACACCUGUAACUCCUGUCUCCCUGUCUAUAUUUUGGUCUCUAAGAGACCAGUUAAGCUACAUCUUGUUUGUAUCCUUUACAAUUUAUUAGAGCUCCCUAGGAACAUAGAGAUAUCUCUGAUCAAUGACUUUUACUAGGCAUUCUUGGUCUUGCCUGUUCUAGCCAUUGUUUUUGUUCUUAUUUUUUAUUAUUAAUGACAGAUUCAGUCUCUAAAUAGGUUGUUUUAAAAGCACCACACAGGUAAAAUAGUUAAUUAUUACAAAAUUUCUUUAUGCAUAAAUCUCCUUUUUGUGUCUUUGAAAUGAUAGAGAUUUUUAUUAGGUCAAGGACACUAGAUUUCAUUGCAUUAUAAGAACAAACACAUUUUUAUAUUCUUUUAAAAUGGCUUAAAAUUUUAUUGUUAGCUACCAAGUAAAUGGUCUGAUAUUUCUGUCAAGGUAGGUUGGUAAUGUUUUGCCUUUGUUGUGAGCUUGAACUUCUGGAUGGAAUGAAUUGGAAGUCAUGUAUGGAAUUAACAUCUCUGGAAGUGCAUAGACUUAAAUAAAAUCGUGGUUCUCCAAUCUCUGUUUUAAAAAGCAGAUGACUUUUCUAGAGUCACACUCACAUCUGGAAAAUGAUGUGAUGAUUGUUUGAAUUUUUAUAAUAUCAAAAUUAAAAUAUUUAUAUAUUUAA